CAUGGGACACGCCAGCUGGAUAUUCAAAUUUUCUUCCAGUCCAGCCCCGUGUGCAGCUGAGCUGGUCUGGCCAAAACAACGCGUGGUUACGUGGCUUGAUACCUUGAGUUCAAAGUGGCGGACAGCAGUGUUGUAAGCUGAGUUAACCCUUGCAAAGGAGGUUUUUGAACAUGUUUGGCGGUGGGAAUAAUUUGGAAAGUAUCCACAUAUUUGCAUUUAACAAUUGACAAUGAUUUAUUAACCAUGUUAACCAUGUUUACAUUUAAUUUGAUGGUUUGAUGAUACAACCUAAGCUCAGCUGCAGGUGUCACGUUUGUUGGCUUUAAGUCACGACCCUAAAGACAUAUUGGAACCUUAGAGAACCCUGAAGUAAUGGUUCAGUUUUAUUUAAAAUCAUAAAGUAAAUCUGCAACUAAUAUAUACCUACAAACUAUAAGUCUUCUUUGACUUUCAAAUGCCAAGAUUGAAUGGAAACACUUAACAGUGUAAUAAACUUUGUUAAUAUUUAUUCAAAAUAUUUCACCAAUUCUGACUGGUUAAAAGUACACACAUAAUUCACCAUAACCAGUUACUGAUGACCAAAUUUGGAAGAAUUUUGUGUUUAACGAGGAAAUGACGUCAAAAAUGCAGCCUGUCACAGGUUAAGGCACUGUUACUGAGAAGACUUGGGGACGAGGUUGAUUUGUUUUGGUUGUUUGGUUGUAAAAAAUUUCGUAAAAAAAAGGCAGACAUUUCAUUCAUUUCAAGAGUAAGAACUACAGCUGGAACUAGGCGAAAUAAUAGCUAAAAACAUGGCAAAAACAACAAGAAGACAACUCGGAGGGCGACAUAAUUAUCUGCUAUUUGGAGAAUAUUUACAGAGCUGGACAUACCUAAACAUACACUAUCGAAGAUGAACUUAACAUCGAGGCAGUUAUUAAGCAUGUUUUAGCUAUGUUUUUAAACUAGGAAUUAUUUUGAAUGAAUAACUGUGGAACUCACUAUGAAUUAAGUCAACUUGUACUUUCCAUAUGCUCGUCCUUGUGUCAGUUAUAAUAUAGUUUUUUUUCCUUAGGGCGCUUUACUAAAAGUUAAAACUACACUGUAACUGGCUAUUAUUUACCAGACCAAAGUAAAAUAUUUGUCUUGAUUGUCCAAGUGUUAGUAAAUGUUCGCUAAAACAGGGCACUGUCGGUGCCUUAACUAAUUACAUGUAGAGAUAGAGCCCGGUCUGGCUGGAUAGUCCUUGGUAUUAUGUUGUGAAAUUCUCUUUAUGAUGGAACUCAUCUGGCUGGCCAAAAGUUCUGACAGAUACUAUGCUCUGUUAGAUCUGUACUGGUAGAUUGUUUUCCCAGUCUCUCUUUGUGUUCAUUUGCUUUGUUGUUAUAUAGAAAUGUAACAGCAAUUUGACUUGUUUUCCUCAGUUUUUUUGUUAUAUAAGAUGAUUAUCAUGACCAUUGUCAUCUCAAUUUUUAUAGCUGUUUUUGUAACAUUAUCAUCUUUUGAUAAUGUUGAAAUCCAAUACUAGCAUUGACCAUUUUUACAGCUACAUGCUGUAUUUUGAAGUGGCAAAAAUUUGCUAAAGUGUAGGAGCUGGCUUAUUAUCAAAAAAAAAGUAAUGAGUAAAUUUUGUAACAUUUCAAUAUAUAAUUUUAAGGCGAUCUCCUAUAUUUUCCUUGACAAAUGUUUUUACUUUUAUAGAACAACUUUUUAAUUUAAAGGUAAGAAAUAUCAGUUCCAUUGGCCUGGCAUCCAUGUUUUGACAUGUCUGACUGAGGGUGGUUGACAUUUCUUAUUUUUUCAGCUGUUGGAAAUUUGGCAGUAGUAUUAUUAUUAGUCUACUGCCUCCUAAGUUUCUGUCUAAGAGAGGUGUCUGUCUUAUAAAGAAACAAAUAAAGGGAGUAAAGAAAGGCAGGGACCAAGUGACAGGUGUCCGUUUACAGAGGGGUCCAUUAAGAGAGUGACUACUUGGUGUGACUACUUUUCUUUUACAUCAGUUUGCAGCCAAGAACUUAGUGAGGUCGUCUCAGAAGUGUGAAAAGGAGGAAAAAGCAGAGAAACUGAAGUUAAAGAAGGUAAAAUGAAAUGAAAUGAAAACUUUAUUUAUUUGUUUAGCUUUCAUGACAGCUAAUGGUGGACACAGAUUAUCUACAUUAGUAAUAAAAUAAUAUCUUUAAUAAAAAACAAGACACUAAAUAUUUGGGCGACAUUUAUUUGUUGCUAGGCAUAUGUGUAUUUAAGUUGCAUAACUGCACUAUGGUAAGGACCCCCAUAAAUUUUGUAUGUACUCACUGCAGGUAAAAAUAAUGUGAAUUGAUGGCAAUAAUUAUUUCUGAGAAAUACAUCGUAAGUUGUUUGAAGUACAUUGUAUUUUCAUGUCAAUGAAACAACAGACAUAUAUGCCCUUGCAAGCGAGCGAUAAAAGAAAUUAAACAAACUUAACUAUAGUUCAUGAUCUUGAAGCCUGAGUCCUAACAAACAAUUUUAAUAAGUAUCAUAAUUUUCCGUUUUGUGUGAAGUCAUUAGUUAUUCUGGUGGAUCAGGACUGUCAAUCACAAGCAUGCUGAAAUGAAAUCUGAUGCCAAUAUAAAUUUCAUAUUUUUACAUGGGAUAGGUGGUAACAGUAAUGCAAGUCUUGUAGCAUAUCAUUUUGUUGAAACACAGAAAAAUAGCAUUGUGAAAAAUAGUUGUUUCCUCUGUGGGACUAUAUGUGAAUUUUAAUUUUUUUUUCACAUCUUUCAAGGCUAUUCAAAAGGGAAACUUGGAUGGAGCUAGAAUACAUGCUGAAAAUGCCAUUAGGCAAAAGUAUCAGGUGAGUAGAUUGACAUCAGACGGAGUUCUUUAAUUCUUCUAAUAAUGUGUACACUGUUAGUACUUUAAGUGGGUUAUCGGUCAUAUAGGUAAUGAAUAAAACUUUGAUUAUUCAAAGUUUCUGAGUAAGACCAGUUAGCAAACAUUUAUUGACACUGCUACAGAGAGCAUGUUAGAAAAAUUAUAAAGUUUAAAGUUGUUGAUACAUCCAAAGUGAGCUAUAAAGAUCAUAAAAAUAUGUUUGAAUGUACAUGUACAAUUUGCCUCAUAUACAAUGUAACCAACCCAAAAAAAUUAAUUUGUCACUUGAAAAGUGUAAGCCAUACACAAUAUUGAUGAGACCUAAUGGAUCUGUGGGUAUACAGUAAGUAUAUAAUUAGCAUUGCAAAAUUCAGUGAAAUCCUCUUUAAAUAUAAUAAUUACCUUCAUUGCAAUAAUCAGCUCUUUGUGCAGGUACAUUCCAACAAGUGGCAGAAAGUGUUUCCAGUUCCUAAAGUUUUCUUUGCAAGGACUUCUUGCAUGGCACGUUUUCUCUAAAGUCUUGGCAAGGUCACCGUGGGAGUUGCAACACCAAACGUCAAGAUGCAUUUUUAUCUAUGCCAUAAUAUUGAUACCCAUGGGUACUUAAAAAGGGUGUUUUUUGCUGUGUGCAAGAUGCUGCCUUAAGUCGGCUAUAGGGUGAAGCCAUACUGGUCACCUAUAAAGACCUGACCAAAACAGGAAACCACACUUGAAAAGUCUCUGGCAAUCUGUUUGGGAGGAAAUCACUAACAAAGGUCAUAUGUCAGCUCAAAAGAUAUAUGACUUGUGCAAAUGCUUUAAUGCAUAUAAACACUUUAGUUCCCAGAAAGCCCUUCUGUCUCUGCUUGUUUAUGGUCCAUGCUAUUGUUGUGAGAAAUUUUGAAAUGUUUAUACUUUAAAUAGGCAAAUCCUUGCUGAUGAUUAAUCACUGUUUACAUUAUUUUUGCUCACUAGCAUAUGAGGUAUAACCCAUAGAAGACAUUACCUUAUACACAAAUUAAGGUUCAAAAGUUGAAAGAGCUGGUUAAUUUGAGCAGUUUGUGCAAUUUUCAGGUCCUUGCAAUCAUAACAAAGGUUUUUGAAAAUUUGCAAAAUUGCUGGGUGGCAAAAAAGUUAAUUGAGCUCAUACAAAUAAUAUUCUUUGUAAGUCUGGGGUUUGAUUUCAAUUAAGGGCUCAAUUUCUCUGGAACUAUAAUCUUUUUUCCUGUCCUUUAGAUUUUGUCUGAAUUAAGAGAACCAAUAUUAUUUCAUUAUUUUUUGACAGGCCUUGCACUUUCUGCAACUUAGUUCAAGAACUGAUGCUGUAGCACAACGAGUGCAGACUGCUGUUACAAUGAAACAGGUAGGGAAACACCAUCAGUGCUGUCAGAUAAUUUAUGUCUUAACAAUUGAUAGAGAGUUUUUGUGAUCACUGAGCUGGAGAGACUUUUAAUAGUAUGUGCCUACAUAGCUUGACAUUUUCCUCAUAAGUCUUGACUUUUAAACAGAGGAUGUGUGUAUGCGUUUAUUUUUCCACAGGGCCCGCACAAUUUAAUGUGUUUGUGUAACUGAUUGCUAUUUUACAGUAAAUGUACUGGAUUUACUGUUUGCUUCACCUAUAGCAAUACAUCGCUAAAUAUCAGUCUAUAAACAAUAUUAAAUAAAUGUUGAAUUACCUUACCUGUACUUGGUAUAUUGUCACCCUUUUGUCUCAAAAGUGGUUUUUUGAGCGAUUUUGAAGGCUGUGCUGUAAGGAAAAUUGAAGGGAGCCCCAGUGCUCUGAAACUGUAAAAUCCAGGGUUCCCAGCAUGAUUAUGAUUUGUAUGAAAAAUCUGAGAUUUUCUAGUCGCCUGAGGGCAAAAGUUAGGCACCACUGGUGCCACCAGGCUCUGCCAGAGCACAGCCCUGCCAAUAAUUCCUUCCUUACGCUGCAGCAUUUUUGAGCGACAGAUGUCAACCGGAAGUGGACUUUUUGCAUCAUUGGACAGUGGUUUGGUUGAAACUCUUGGGCAGGGUUGUUAUUAAGAGCCGGGGCCGGGGAUUUUCCCCGGCUACUAAGAGAGUGGUCCGGCCGGCCCGGCUACUUUUAUUGGAAAAUAGAAGAAAAAUAGAACCAAAAGAAGUCCCGAGCCGUUUGAUUCCCCGCCUACUUGUUGUAUUUACCCGGCAACUUGAAAUCUUAGUGACAACCCUGCUCAGGUAUUAAACUCGUCUUUAUAAGAGAAAAGAAACUUGGCAAUACAAAUUUGUUAGCGUCAAGGUGGGUGUUACUAAAACGAAGACCCAAAAACGAAGACCUAAGACCUAAGACCCCUUGGACUAAACCGAAGACCCCAUGGACUAAAACGAAGACCCUAUGGACUAAAACGAAGACCCUAUGGACUAAAACGAAGGCCCAAUGGACUAAAACGAAGACCCAAUGGACUAAAACGAAGACCCCUUGGACUAAAAGGAAGACCUCAUGGACUAAAACGACUGAUGCUAACCGCUGAGGGCAAUGCCCACUCCCGUAAUUUGUUACGGCAAUUUGGGAAUGUUGUGGAAUUUCCUCUGCAGUAUUUAGUUGUGAUAGUCAAGUCUAUCCGGCUUACCUUUCCUUCAGGUUUCUUUGCGGAAAAUAUUUUGCAUGUUUUAAACCUCUUUGGAAGUGUUUACGAUGAAGAUGAGGUCAGUUUUAUUUAAAUCAAAGCUUUUUGCGGGGUGAAGGCGAGAGAGCCCUCUAGUGUGUCGUGUGGUUAUAAUGCGCCCUCGGUGAAGAGGAUUGGCGUGACAAGCUCAAAGGUCAUCAGCGUGUUCAUGGGAGGCCUGACAAUCAAAAAGGCUUAUGACAGGAUUUGUCUUGAAGACUUCCGCCAAACGUGUUUUGGGCGCGUAGUUGGGGUUUGAGGGAGGAGGGGGUCCAUUGCCUUUCUGAUAUUUUAUGGUUCAAAAUUCAACGUCGGAUGAUUUUAUAGGUGUCAUCCCGGGUGUGAUGAGUUAAGAAAAUAUAACCGCGUGCUCCGGCUUUCUAAAAUGUCCUAGAAUUGUAUCAAUGCAUAAAAAAACAAAACAGUGACAACACGUAGUACAGGGAGGGAAUUUCUCGUUGACAAAUUCAAGGACAGAAAAACCUCGCGCUCUAUUUUUUACUUUUUACCUCAUCAAUAGGGGAAAAAAAGCCUUCGAUCUCGAACAUUACUCGAGUACAGGUUAACAUUUCGAGUUUCAUUUAAGCGAGGUUCAUUCAUCUUUAUGCCCAGUUUUAUUUGUUUUAUUUAUAUCCCUGUCAUACGCUGUUACGAUAUUCUGUCCUCUAUUGUUAAAAAAUGACUAAUCCUUACGGCUUAAACAGUUGUUUUUAUGAUAAUUGUGAUAAAAAAAUAAUAAUAAAAAAAAAAAGAACGAAAAAGACAAGGAAAAAGAACGCUUGUUCGAUGAGACUCGAACCUGGGACCUUUAUCCAACAUUACGGUUUUACCACUAGGCCACAAGGGCUCUCACGCCUUCACUCUGCAAAAAGCUUUGAUUUAAAUAAAACUGACCUCAUCUUCACCGUAAACACUUCCACAGAGGUUUAAAACAUGCAAAAUAUUUUCCGCAAAGAAACCUGAAGGAAAGGUAAGUGAUAGACUUGACUAUCACAACUAAAUACUGCAGAGGAAAUUCCACAACAUUCCCAAAUCGCCGUAACAAAUUACGGGAGCGGGCAUUGCCCUCAGCGGUUAGCAUCAGUCGUUUUAGUCCAUGAGGUCUUCGUUUUAGUCCAAGGGGUCUUUGUUUUAGUCCAAGGGGUCUUCGUUUUAGUCCAAGGGGUCUUCGUUUUAGUCCAUAGGGUCUUCGUUUUAGUCCAAGGGGUCUUCGUUUUAGUCCAAGGGGUCUUCGUUUUAGUCCAAGGGGUCUUUGUUUUAGUCCAAGGGGUCUUCGUUUUAGUCCAUGGGGUCUUCGUUUUAGUCCAUAGGGUCUUCGUUUUAGUCCAUGGGGUCUUCGUUUUAGUCCAUGGAGUCUUCGUUUUAGUCCAUGGGGUCUUCGUUUUAGUCCAUAGGGUCUUCGUUUUAGUCCAAGGGGUCUUAGGUCUUAGGUCUUCGUUUUUGGGUCUUGGUUUUAGUAACACCCGCGUCAAGGCAUAUAAAGAGGGAGAUCAGGCCUCGCUUCUGGUUGAAGUGUGUCGUUCAAAAACGUCUUUGCUUAAGCUCCCUUAGAAGGACAAGGGAGGAAUCCUUGUUUUGAAAAAGCUCCAGCGCCGGAGCGAUUUUCCCCCAAAAACCGUCCUGCUGAUUGCCUCUUUUAAUUGGAUGUCGAUAAACAAUAAACGCUUACAAAGUUAAUUGAAGUCGUCUUUAAGUCAGUUAUUAUUUAACCAUUUGGUUAACAACAUCCAAUUAAAAAGAGGCAAUCAUUGGGACGGUUUCUGGCUGGCAUGUAUGAAUAUUGCUAUGCAUUUUGACUGUUCAAAAAUUGAGGGAUUUUAAUUUUCUCUGCGGGCUAGCUCCAGGCCUUUUGGAUGGAUUAUUUAUCGGAAGGUUCGAGGAGAAGCGUGAAUCUUUCAACCUUUUUGCAGCGAAGUUUGAAAGUGGAGCUAUGCGAUUUUGGGGGGAAAAUCACUUUGGCGCUGGAGCCCUUUCAAAACAAGGAUUCCUCCCUUGUCCUUCUAUUAUUAGGAACAGUAAACGGCGAACUCAAAAUGCUUCAAAAUCGCCCAAAAAACCGCUUUUGAGGCAAAAGGGCAACAAUAAUACCACAGGUAAGGUAAUUCAACGUUUAUUCAAUAUUGAUUGUAGACAUAUUUAGCGAUAUAUCGCUAUAGGUGAAGCAAUGGUAAAUCCAGUACAUUAACUAUAAAAAUUAAUAAAAAUCGGUUACCACACACACUUUGUGCGGGCUCCUUGUGAUUUUUCACAGCUAAAUGGUUCAAUGGUUAAUGUUGUGGCAUCAAUGGACUCAGCUUUGAAGACCAUGGACUUAGAAAAGGUUAGUUUUGGUACUAAUCUAUAUCAUCUCUGUCUAUAUUAUGCUUUUAAGCAAGCAUAUCCUUUCCGAUUCAAAAUCAAGCAAAAGUGAUUUGUUUCAUUUUUUCUUCAGGUUUCUGCUUUAAUGGACCAGUUUGAGCGGCAGUUUGAAAACCUUGAUGUUCAGUCAAGCCACAUGGAACAGGCCAUGAGUGACGUCACCACACUCACAGUACCACAGGUCUCAUAACUUAAUUUUACCUUGUUAAGAUUUCAACCAAAAGGUUGGCUAAAAGUAGCCUGUGAACAGCAGACGCAUUUCGUCUGCCAUUUGCAACAGGCUAGGCUAAAAGUGGUGUGUUUAAAAAAAUUCUGUUCAAUCUCUUUUUUUAAGAAAAGUCUCAGACAGUGGCACUGUUGAAUGGGAUAUGGCCUCCUUUUAAACACUGAUGUGACUCAAAGCCCUGUUUCAACAUUCUUCAUUUUGUAAUCGUUCAUGAAGUAAAGGAAAGAAUUAUUAAAUAAAAUCAUACUGUAGUUUGCUUCAUGUUUCUGUCCUUCACUUACCAUAGACUUUAAUACAAGGAAAAUUUAUACAUUUGUAACUGACAUGCCCUUUUUGCUCUCAAUGUCACAGUGCCUUUGGUGACUGUUUGAAAGUGCAACUUUGCCUCUUGCAUAUAGUACACUAUUAUGAUCUGUAGCAUCAGUCAUAUUAACUAGUGUGGAUUUAUUUUGUAGGAAGAAGUGGACACUCUUAUGCAACAAGUGGCAGAUGAACAUGGGUAGGCCCUUUAAAAAUUAAUUAAUGCUUGUAAAUGCAUUAAAAAUCCCUUAGCUGGGGGCUUUAAUCAGGAUUCAGAUGAAACCAUUCACCUUGAUUGCUACUUGGUUGAUUGAACCUUGAUAUGGACCCUUUUACCUUAUCUUAAACCUGUAAAAACUACCUUGAUAAAAGCUUCAUUGAUUGAGUGUGAGAAGCUGGAAUAGCCCUCCUUAUUGCCCCUGCAGGGAUUUCGCCCAGAAGGCGAAAUCUGGAGGAGGCACUCUUACUAGUAACUCGCCCGUAUAUUAAGGAAAGUACUUACAGUUGAAAUAUACAGUCAUACAGUCAAUAUAGAAAAAAUCUCGAUUUGCUUGAACAGGGGCCGCGAGGAAAUGGUAGGUAAUGAUGACGUUUCUAUUGCUUGUGCCCGCAAGUACGAAAUGGUUAGGAUGACGUAAAGACAGAACAUCAUUAUUGUGCAGUCAUACUUCGACACUCUUUUGUGUUACUUGUUAUCAGUGACAUUCUGUGGAGCAGUUGUUUCAUUUUAAGUUAUGGACCAAAAUUUUAAUGACACUCGAUAAGCGUAGAAGAAGUUAUAAGGUGCGGUAUAGCUGUGUAUAUAUAAACACUUGGAGAGUUUGCCAGACACGAGUUCACAAAUCUUUCAUUGGAAACCGUGCCAGACACUCUUUCUCUCUCUUUGACCGGAAUAAGUCUCUGAACCCCAAACAAGCAAGACGAGUGAACAACGGCUAGCUUCUCAAUAGCAGAAUGAUGGACAAUUGCAGAAAUUCGACGACAAUCAAAUUCUGUGCUGACUUAUUCCCUGCUCGAGCUCACAGAUGUCCUUCCGCUAUAAAGUUUAAAAUAAGACUAGCAUGCGCGAGUGUGAGUUAAUGAUCAAACGUCCUUUUAAUUCUAAGGCUUCCUUUCCGGCAAACAAAAUGAACUGAAUGUAAAACGUGAAAGAGAAAUAGCGAAAAAUUCAACUUCUAAUUAAUCUUUUCUUAUGGUUUAGAAUAAACCAUUCUUGAAACUGAGAAUGUUUUGAUCAAAGCUGUGUAAAUUGACCUGAAACUGUGCAUGGAACCUUGUGUUUCCUGUAUUUAUCCCACCUAUUGUAUGGAAUAUGUGUGAAAAUCUUCCUUAUAAAUCGGUAUAUUUCAAAGAGCUACACAACGAGCAAGAAUGCUAUUGACCGACAAUAUACAGAGCGAGGGCAGCUGUAGUGUCGACUAUUCCUAGUAAUAUUAGCUUUAGCUUCAAUGAUUGAGAUGUCUAGCGGAGGAGCUGCACUGAUCAUAGUUUGUCAACUUUUUGAACUCAUCCAGUUUUUAUCCUCAAUGUUUUAGCGUGAAUAAAAAUACAAGUCAUUAUGCAAAAAAAAAUUAUAUCACUUGCAUUGCAUUUUAUCAUCUCUUUCAGCUUGGAAUUAAAUAUGGAGCUCCCUGCUGUGCAACAGGAACCAAUUGGAACAGCUUCUACAGAGCAGGUAAUUGUUUAUAAAGGCUUAAUCAAUCAGUAAGUCAAAGACCUUAUUUAGCUUUGAAUUAGUUGAUAGCAAAAUUGCUAUUAUCUCUGUUAUCUCUUGCUUGAAAUGUAACACAGCCAGGUUUUUAGACCAAGAAAUUAGCUGCUGCAUGUGAUUUAAAUUGCUACUUUUAUAUCCUUUUAUUUUUGGGCCCGCAGUAAUUGGCUUUAGCUGUUGCGGUGUUCCUGCCCAAAUAUUUAAGUUAUUAUUAGUGUAUUGCUACUUUCUUAUUAGUAGUGUUUGUAUAUCUUCAGUGUAUUUUUUUCCCGUGUAUUCUUCAGGGAAAAGCUAAUAAAAUAAAAUUAAAUUAAAAAAUAGAUAGUGAGCUUGCAUACUCAGCGAAAGAAUGUUUUUCAGUGAGAGGGGUAAUUAUGUGAUCAUGCUCAUUGUGCCAUUGUGUUGUGAAAGAAGGAAACAUCAAAUCUCUCUUGGAUUGAAAAAUCUAGCUAAUGCUACACGAGCUGUGAGCAUGUCUUACUUAGGACGAGAAGAGUUUGUAUCCCCCACAGAUGCUCUUAAAAAAGGCCAUCUAAUUACAUUAAUUCAGUUUAUUUAAGCUGAAAAUAGUAUUUUACUCAUUAUCAUUAUAUUGAAUGAUUUUUGUUUUCAUUUUUAGGAUGAGCUGCACAAAAGGCUGGCAAAACUACGACAGUGACCUGUUGCUUAUUAACCCUCGGACGUACAAGUGGGGGAGGGGGUUGCCACCCCCCCCGCAAGAUUUUUUUCUAGACGAUAAAACAUCAGCACUUGAAGUUUUCUGCAGCUGUUAGUUUAUCCUUUGCGUGCAUUUAGAGACAAGCUUAGUGAUGGUCAGUUUCUAUGGUUAGGAGAUAUGAC
Molecule: messenger RNA, 10852 nt
Organism: Porites lobata
Lineage: Eukaryota; Metazoa; Cnidaria; Anthozoa; Scleractinia; Poritidae
Source: the annotation of a GenBank genome assembly